AUUUAUUUAUUUUUAUUUUUAACACACGCACACACACCACCACACACUCAUGCCUUAGUGGGAAUUCACCACCUAUGGGUGCUCGAACCCUUGACCGGGUGUUGAAACUCCUAAGAGUCUACCACUGAAGCAAGAGCAAGGACCCAGCUCUUACUGGUUUUAGUUCUGAAGGUCAUCAUUGUAACUUGAUAACUAAUGAUCUCUAAAAGUUAAUGUUUUGAAGCUGGUUACAAGUCUUUCAUUUAAAGAAUUUCUGCUACAAAUGGUAUCAAACUGAAAGAGGGGAGUGUAUUGUUGCUUAAUGGGGUUGCAAAUCUGUGAAUGAGUUUUGAGUUUAAACAUACUAAGCUCUCCGUAUAUUGCAGACUUCAUAGAUUUAGGUUCAAUUUAUUUGACUAUCUGGAUGGUUUUAACAUUAGGGUGUGAAAAAAGGUACAGCAUGGGCUAGCUAUUUAUGGACAGGAAAACAAGGGUACUGCAUUGCACAUCUAGCAGCAUUUAUGGCACAUGAUAUGGUAUUGGUAUAGAUAAUUCAAAUAAAAUUGUAUUCACUUUUCAAAUUAUUAAAUGAUUGCCACCUUGUAAAAAUCGGAUGAUUUUCUUUGCAUUUUAGCACGUAUCUUAUAGAGAGAUGAGAUCCUAAUCUGGAGGAGAUUAUGAUAUUUUCUUUCUAUUAAUAUCGACACUGGUGAAGAUCUUGUGUCUGACAAAUGCAAGCAUGGUUUUUCACCUUGCUCUCUUAACUUUAAAACCUUACAAUAAGGGUCAAGCAUAAUUUCUUCGUAUAUCACAUACAGACAUUGUUGAGAAUUUCUUGUUUCUUAUUAAUGCAAGUGUUUUCUGCAUCUCUCUCUCAACUUAAACCCUUGCAUUAAGUGAUCUCUUCUUUGUCAGUUACACAACUUGCAACAAAACCAUGCCAGGCUCCCUUGGGCAUGAAGUGCAAGAUGCGAGAACAUUCGCCUCAUGGGGUGUCGAUUAUUUGAAGUAUGAUAAUUGUUACCAUGAUGGAUCAAGGCCUCAAUACAGGUAUGCAAGGAUGGCUUACGCAUUAUGGAAGGUUGGCCGACCCAUUUUGUAUUCUAUAUGUGAAUGGGGUGAACAGAAUCCAGCAACAUGGGCUAGUAGUUUUGGAAAUGCAUGGAGAACAACAGGCAACAUUCAAGACAAGUGGGAGAGUAUCACAACAAUUGCUGAUGAAAACAACAAAUGUGGAAGAUUUGCAGGUCCAGGAAGAUGGAAUGAUGUAGGUACUUUUAAUUAAAUCCCUUAUCUGAUCUGUUUUAAACUACACAACAUUGACAUAUACAAUAAAGCAUGACAUGCCAAAACAUUCAUUUGAGUUUUUGCUAUUGUUCAAAGAUAUGUUAAGUACUAGUGUAUACAAGUGUAAAAUUUAGAAAUAUAACCCACAUCUGAGACCAAGAGAAUGAUACAUUAAGGUCCUCUUCAAAUUUCCACGUUGAUGAUUCUGUCCAAAGUGUAUAUCAAAUAUGACAAUUUUCUUCGAAAGGGGAAUGCCCUUGUUACAAGAGAACUAAAAUCAUUCUACUUUGCUCUCUAUUUUCACCUUGUGGCCCAUUUUUCUUCAAGAUCCCCUGAUUCUCUAGCUUUUUGUUGCCAUUAACAGUCCACCUAUAAUGUAAACAAAAUAGCAAAAACUUAUUUCUCUUGAGUUUCCAGAUAUUGGUUACCUUGUGGUUCUUUGGGUUUGAUAUGUAGCAAAAGUUUAUAAUUCAAAUUCAAUACACUUGAAAAAGCUUACAUCUGGGUAGAGUUAUGCUACUGUGCAAAUAGGUUUUUUUUUGUUUUUUUGUUUUUUAACCUGUAAAUACAAUUACCAUCUUAACAUUUCCAUAUGCAUGACACUAUCUUCAUGUUAAAAUACUUCACUUUCUGCUUAAAGGAAUAUGCACAUUGUAAUUUUCUUUCUAGUAUUGAUAGAUGCUGACAUGUUGGAAGUGGGCAAUGGAGGAAUGAGUUUAGAGGAGUAUUGCUCUCACUUUAGUAUAUGGGCACUUAUGAAGGUGAAUUUUGAAUAUCCAUGCCAUGUCUAGACUUGUCCACCCUUCUCUAGUUGUGAUAAUAAAAGGAAAAGCUUAUUGUGAUAGUCUCCUUUACUCAUCGGCUGUGACAUCUGAUUUGCAAGCAAACUGACUCUUGCAAUCUUCAAAAAUUUGGAGGUGAUUGAAGUUAAUCAAGAUCCACUUGGAAUUCAAGGGAGGAAAAUUAGAUCAUUGGCUGGCCUCGAGGAAAUGGCAACUAAUUGUACAUUCACUGAAGAUCAAGAUCACAUAAUUCCUCUACAUAGAGUUCAUAGGUGUGGAGUCAUCAUACGAUGCAAUGUUCUCAUCUUUGGGAGUCUGUAUGGCCUUUUGACGUCCCAAUUUGGUGACAUUGACAAACACAUGAAGCUGUGGGAUGGACUUCACUUGGUGAUUGUACAAAAAUUCCUUGAAGACCGCUGUGGCUUCUGACAUGAUUUCUUGGGCAUCGCUAGAGUUAUGGUGGUUGGUUUAUGUGUGAUGUUUGCUAUGAUUUUUGCACCUGUAUGUGAACUGAGUUGAAUUUAAAUGCUGGUAAUUUGGGCCUAUGAUUGUAUAUUUCAUAUUUUAUUAAUGACAUGUUAUGGUCCUAAUGAAUUUGUGAGUUGAGUGGACUACAACACUAGUCAUGA
Messenger RNA from Magnolia sinica, 2677 nucleotides. RefSeq names its product alpha-galactosidase 2-like. Gene Ontology annotation, biological process: carbohydrate metabolic process. The record is from RefSeq and is a predicted model, not a curated record. NCBI's taxonomy places the organism in Eukaryota, Viridiplantae, Streptophyta, Magnoliopsida, Magnoliales, Magnoliaceae. The transcript is spliced from 6 exons. Gene Ontology annotation, molecular function: hydrolase activity, hydrolyzing O-glycosyl compounds. Bases 917 to 1264 code for a protein of 115 amino acids.